UCUGGGUACUAAUACGCUGUUGCUAUGGAAACAUCGUGGCCUAGAAACUAAACAGGUACUGUCGCAAGGCAGAAAAACAUUUGAGGGAAGUGGAAAAUACCGCCUUAUAACAACGUCGUUCUUGCGUCUUUAUAUUGGAGUAAGAUCAUGGGGACUUCAAUGAAAUCAAAGGAACUUCGCCAGAAGCUUGAUCGUGAAUAUCAAGAAACACUACCAGGAAAGGGAGCCAAGACAUCAGACUUUUAUAAAGUAAACAGUAUACCCUCAAGGUUUGACAAUCCAGACUUGGAUGAAAAAUCUCAGGAUCAAACUCCUAAUAACCUUGGAAAUCCUGUCUUCACAUGUCAGUUAAACUCUGUAGCACCAGUCUUGACUUCUAAAGAUAUGUUUGAUGGAUAUAACAGAAAAGAGUCACAUCCAAUGUAUAGAACAAGUGGCAGUGAUUAUGGCGCAGUGAGCCCAACAGUACAUACAAUGCCUUCAUCCUUUCAUGCCAAAAGCCAGACUUUCACAGAAAAUUUAGGAAAAUGUGGAAUGUAUAGAAACAAUUCACUUAAUACUGCUGUAGAUAAAAGCAGAGCAUCAAGUCAUCAUGAUGGUUUAUUUUAAAUAUUCCUUUGUGAUGCUCGCAUCAAAUUUAUUUAGAUAUUAAACUGACUAGUUUGUAAUUUUCUUAACAGCUAAACAAUUUCUCCUAUUCUAUGUAUUUUUCAGUUCAUUUAGUCAAGGGUUAAAAUAUUUAAUCAUUUUCAAGA
This is a messenger RNA of Rhopilema esculentum, 755 nucleotides long. RefSeq names its product piercer of microtubule wall 1 protein. The record is from RefSeq and is a predicted model, not a curated record. Gene Ontology annotation, cellular component: axonemal microtubule. Gene Ontology annotation, biological process: axoneme assembly. Lineage: Eukaryota; Metazoa; Cnidaria; Scyphozoa; Rhizostomeae; Rhizostomatidae.